This is a messenger RNA of Anoplopoma fimbria (sablefish), 1575 nucleotides long. RefSeq names its product tripartite motif containing 35-12 (gene trim35-12). Gene Ontology annotation, molecular function: zinc ion binding; ubiquitin-protein transferase activity; protein binding. The record is from RefSeq and is a predicted model, not a curated record. The coding region runs from base 1 to 1575 and encodes 524 amino acids. NCBI's taxonomy places the organism in Eukaryota, Metazoa, Chordata, Actinopteri, Perciformes, Anoplopomatidae. The transcript is spliced from 6 exons. Gene Ontology annotation, biological process: protein ubiquitination.
AUGGCGUUACGCCCUCGUGCUUCCUCUCAGCCUGGAAUACUUUCCUUAUUCCACAGUCCCAAGGUGGCUUCGGCCCUCCGACCGCGGGCCGUAUCCUCACGCUCCGGCUCCAUGCUGGAGGAGGAUCUGUCUUGUUCCGUCUGCUGUGAGAUCUUCAAAGACCCCGUGGUGCUCAAGUGCAGCCACAGCUUCUGCCGAAGUUGUCUGCAGCAGUUCUGGAACAAGAAGAAGGCCAGACGUGAGUGUCCCAUCUGCAGGAGGAAGUGCUCGCUGACGGAGCCCACAGUCAGCCUGGCACUAAAGAAUGUGGCCGACACCUUCCUGAGGGAGCAGGAUCGCAGGACUGCCUCAACUGGAUCAGGGGAGGGAACCGGCGGGACAGGGGAGCAAGACGGGAUGGUGGAAGAGAAGUGCGUCACACACGGGGAAGUUCUCAAGCUCUUCUGUCUGGAUGACUUUGAAGCCCUCUGCUGUGUGUGUCACACCUCCAAGAAGCAUCAGGGACACAGAGUGUGUCCUUUGGAGGAGGGAGCGCAGGACUUUAAGGCAGAGCUGAAGAAGGAUCUGAUUCCUCUGAAGAAACACCUGCGUUGCCUGUAUGAAGCCAAGCAGGAGUGUGAUGACACAACUGUUCACAUCAAGAACCAGACCCAGGCCACAGAAAAGCAGAUCAAAGAGGAGUUUGAACAGCUGCGGGAGUUCCUGCAGAGGGAAGAGACGGCUCGACUGGCCGCCCUGCAGCAGGAAGACGAGGAGAAGAAAGAGCUGGUGAGGAAGAAGUCAGAGAGCAUCACCAGAGGUAUCCUCACCUUCUCGCACGCUGUCAUAGCCAUUGAGAGCGAAAUCGCUUGCAGUGAUGCUCUCUUCCUUAAGAAUUACGCCAACACAAAGAAAAGAGCACAGAUCCCACAGACUGAUCCAGAAAAGGUGUCGGUUGCUCUUUUAAAUGUGGCCAAGCAUGUCAGUUCCCUCAAGUACCAUGUGUGGGAGAAGAUGGCAGAGCUGGUUCAGUACACUCCCAUCAGCCUGGACCCCAACACUGCCUACUCCUGGUUAUCCCUCUCUCCAGACCUGACCUGUGUCACCAACAGUGGAUGCCUGCAGAAGCUCCCGGACAAUCCCGAACGUUUCGGCCACUUUGUGUUCCUUCUUGGCUCAGAGGGCUUCACUUCGGGCCGCCACGCCUGGGAGGUGGAGGUGGGUGACAAGUCGGACUGGAUGCUCGGAGUGGUCAAGGAGUCCAUCGACAGGAAAGGCCGGAUUUCUGGGUGUCCCGAGGGCGGGUUUUGGAUGAUCUCGCACUACGAGGGCGAGUACUCGGCCAUGACGAGGCCCAGCAUCCCUCUGCAACCUCAAGGUGAGCUGACCCGAGUCAGGGUGCAGCUGGACUACGACUCCGGAGAGGUGACCUUCUCCAACCCUGUCAGCAUGACGCCCAUCUACACCUUCACCGACUUCUUCACUGAGAAGAUGUACCCCUUCUUCUGCCCUGGAGCCAACAUCAACGGGAACAACCCCAAACCGCUUAAGGUCUGCCCCGUUAAGGUGGCUGUGUGGAACAGCGCCAAAUGGUGA